AUGCUACCCAGCGCCUGCGAGACCCAUGUGGGACUCGCGACUAAAGACACAUUAAGUCUACUCCGAGCGUGGAAGGCGGAGGGCACUCCAGCAAGCCCACGUCGGGCUGGUAGGGUGGUGUCAAAACCCACCAAGAUCGUCACGACCAACCAAACUCCACAAGCCGCCGACGGUUGGGGAGCAGGGUCGGAAGCCGACCCUGUCCCUCGGGGGACGCUUUCCUGGACACACAGACCUCACUCGGCGUGCUCUUUUUCGACCGUGAUCUCGACCAGGUAUAUGAAAUCGAUCCACAAGAGGCCGCAGACAGCCCGUCAACAUUCUGUCUGGGGAACCUUAUGA
Molecule: messenger RNA, 342 nt
Organism: Diaporthe batatas
Lineage: Eukaryota; Fungi; Ascomycota; Sordariomycetes; Diaporthales; Diaporthaceae
Exons: 3
Coding region: 1-342 (113 amino acids)
Source: RefSeq, a predicted model, not a curated record